Fusarium mangiferae is the source of this 393-nucleotide messenger RNA. RefSeq lists its product as uncharacterized. The record is from RefSeq and is a predicted model, not a curated record. Lineage: Eukaryota; Fungi; Ascomycota; Sordariomycetes; Hypocreales; Nectriaceae. The coding region runs from base 1 to 393 and encodes 130 amino acids. The transcript has a single exon.
AUGUCAACGACAACGAAAACACCAACAGUUGGCCGAAUGAGACAAGGUCAAGGCACAGAAACUGGAGCGCGCCGCCGCCCUGGGACCCGGCCCUACCAACUUGCAUCAACCCCUCGAGCUAAGUGCGAGAUCCAGCGCGGAGUCCACUGUGGCAGCUCUUGCAUCUUCUUUAGGCGUAGGUCCACAACAGCUAUUCCCUUUCACAGUCAAGACAGGCGAACGCAGGACCCGCUGACCCAAUCCCGCCAGAACGGUGACUUCAAGCCCUCCGAGGGAGGCUUCGGAGGGAUAACAGAGCUGUGGAUCAACGAGCGUGGACAAGGCGCCGCCACGACGGCAGCACAGGCCGGCGCGGAGCGCUCCCUCCUUUGCGGUGCCCACUGCAGCAUGUAG